Messenger RNA from Cucurbita moschata (crookneck pumpkin), 2513 nucleotides. Its product is annotated as heat shock 70 kDa protein, mitochondrial-like. Gene Ontology annotation, biological process: protein refolding; cellular response to unfolded protein. Lineage: Eukaryota; Viridiplantae; Streptophyta; Magnoliopsida; Cucurbitales; Cucurbitaceae. Gene Ontology annotation, molecular function: ATP-dependent protein folding chaperone; misfolded protein binding; heat shock protein binding. The record is from RefSeq and is a predicted model, not a curated record. Bases 137 to 2179 code for a protein of 680 amino acids. The transcript has 6 exons. Gene Ontology annotation, cellular component: cytoplasm; mitochondrion.
CGACGACUAACGUGCUAGAACCAUCCUCCGCUUCCACUCACCGCCUCACAUAAAAACCUUCUCCUCUCACUUCUCCUUUCCCCCAAAACCCUAAACCCUACCUUUCUCCCCUUUUUUUCCUCUACCAGUUUCGCCCAUGGCCACCGGUGUGCUGCUCCGUUCUCUUCGACGUCGCGAUUUAGCCUCAUCCUCCAUUUCAGCUUACCGAUCCUUAACAAGCAAUGCCAAGUCGUCAUUGGCCAGGUCUCACCUCAGCCAAUCAUGGGCAAGUUUGUCCAGGCCAUUCAGUUCAAAGCCAGCUGGGAGUGAUGUUAUCGGUAUUGAUUUGGGUACCACCAAUUCCUGUGUUUCUGUAAUGGAAGGGAAGAAUCCAAAAGUUAUUGAAAACUCUGAAGGUGCUAGGACUACACCAUCAGUGGUUGCUUUCAAUCAAAAAGGUGAACUACUUGUAGGAACACCAGCAAAGAGACAGGCAGUUACUAAUCCAACUAAUACUGUGUUUGGAACCAAACGUCUCAUUGGUAGACGCUUUGAUGACCCCCAGACACAGAAGGAAAUGAAGAUGGUACCAUACAAAAUAGUCAGAGCUCCUAAUGGAGAUGCUUGGGUUGAAGCAAAUGGACAGCAGUACUCACCGAGUCAGAUUGGUGCUUUUGUUCUAACAAAGAUGAAGGAAACUGCUGAAGCCUAUCUGGGAAAGAGCGUGUCCAAGGCUGUAAUUACCGUUCCAGCUUAUUUCAAUGAUGCACAGAGACAGGCAACAAAGGAUGCUGGCAGGAUUGCUGGUUUGGAUGUUCAAAGAAUUAUCAAUGAGCCCACUGCUGCUGCACUUUCCUAUGGAAUGAAUAAUAAGGAAGGUCUUAUUGCUGUCUUUGAUCUUGGUGGUGGCACAUUUGAUGUUUCCAUCUUGGAGAUAUCCAAUGGUGUUUUUGAGGUGAAAUCGACAAAUGGUGACACAUUCUUGGGAGGAGAGGAUUUUGACAAUGCUCUACUGGACUUCCUGGUUAGUGAGUUCAAGCGAACCGAUGCAAUUGACCUUACCAAGGACAAGCUUGCCUUGCAGAGGCUUAGGGAGGCUGCAGAGAAGGCAAAGAUUGAACUGUCAUCUACAUCGCAGACUGAAAUUAACCUGCCAUUUAUCACUGCUGAUGCAUCUGGUGCAAAGCAUUUGAACAUCACUUUGACCAGGUCGAAAUUUGAAAGUCUAGUUAGUAACCUGAUUGAAAGGACCAAGGCACCAUGCAAAAAUUGUUUGAAGGAUGCCAAUAUUUCCAUCAAAGAAGUGGAUGAAGUGCUUUUAGUGGGUGGAAUGACUCGUGUACCUAAGGUGCAAGAAGUUGUCACAGAAAUUUUUGGUAAGAGCCCCAGUAAAGGGGUGAAUCCUGAUGAAGCAGUUGCUAUGGGAGCUGCAAUUCAGGGUGGCAUUCUUCGUGGUGAUGUCAAAGAAUUGCUUCUUUUGGAUGUUACCCCACUAUCGCUUGGUAUUGAGACGCUUGGCGGUAUAUUUACAAGGUUGAUCAGUCGGAACACUACCAUUCCAACUAAGAAGAGCCAGGUGUUCUCAACUGCAGCUGACAACCAGACCCAGGUGGGUAUCAAGGUAUUACAAGGUGAGAGAGAAAUGGCUUCUGACAACAAGCUUCUAGGGGAGUUUGAGUUGGUUGGAAUUCCUCCCGCUCCAAGAGGAAUGCCUCAAGUUGAGGUGACAUUCGAUAUUGAUGCCAAUGGUAUUGUUACUGUCUCGGCCAAGGACAAGUCCACCGGUAAAGAGCAACAAAUCACCAUUCGAUCUUCUGGAGGACUCUCAGAUGACGAAAUAGAGAAAAUGGUGAAGGAAGCAGAGUUGCAUGCCCAGAAGGACCAAGAGAGGAAAUCUCUUAUUGACAUCAGAAACAGUGCAGAUACCACCAUCUACAGCAUUGAGAAGAGCUUGGGUGAAUACAGGGAGAAAAUACCUAGUGAGGUUGCCAAGGAAAUUGAGGACGCAGUAGCAGAUUUGAGGAAGGCAAUGUCUGGAGAUGACAUCGAAGAGAUCAAGGCAAAACUUGACGUCGCCAACAAAGCUGUUUCCAAGAUUGGGCAACAUAUGGCUGGUGGUUCAGGUGGUGAUGCUGCUUCUGGAGGGUCUCAGGGUGGCGAACAAGCUUCUGAAGCUGAGUACGAAGAGGUGAAGAAAUAAGGCAAGGCGCUGUAAUGUCGUCCUGAUUGUUCGGUUGCAUGGAUUUUCUUUCCCUUAUUUUUUACAACCAAAGGGUGCUCUCAUCUUAUUUUUGCGGUAGAACUAAGAAACCUAGCGGAUUUUUGUAUCUAAUCGUUGGGAGGUUGGUAGAACGUUCCUGAUAAUACCAGCAGCAGUGUAUUGCUGCUGUUUUGCUUUGUUGAAUUCUUUGUUAAAGAAAUUUGUCAGUGAUUUGUGUCACUGCCUGCCUGUUUUCGAUGACAAAAAACUCGUCUGAAUCAUGACCAUGCUUUUGAUUUACGCUAAUUUGAUGAAUAAACUCACUCGAAUGCAA